CAGAGAGGGCAGCGCCGAGCCGCGCCGAGCCGCGCCGAGCCGCCGGAGAGGAGCCCGCAGCCCGCACCGCCGGCGGGAGCCGCCCCGGAAGAAACCCUGAACCCUUAAGAAGCAGUGACUGAAGAGGAAGUUAAGGAACAACCAGAAGGAACAAACCCAUUUCAUAACAAGAUCAAGUUUAAAUUAAAUGGCUGAUAAACAGAUCAGUUUACCUGCCAAGCUGAUCAAUGGAGGGAUAGCUGGGCUCAUCGGGGUCACCUGUGUAUUUCCCAUUGACUUGGCAAAAACCCGCUUGCAGAACCAGCAGAAUGGCCAGCGGAUGUACACCAGCAUGUCUGACUGCCUCAUUAAAACGAUCCGAUCAGAAGGCUACUUCGGCAUGUACAGGGGGGCUGCAGUGAACCUGACCCUAGUGACACCAGAAAAGGCCAUCAAACUAGCAGCCAAUGACUUCUUCCGGCAUCACCUCUCCAAGGAUGGGAAAAAGCUGACGCUGCUGCGGGAGAUGCUGGCAGGCUGUGGCGCUGGCACCUGCCAGGUGAUUGUCACCACCCCCAUGGAGAUGCUCAAAAUCCAGCUGCAGGACGCAGGCCGAAUCGCGGCACAGAAGAAGCUGAUGGCGGCCCAGCUCUCGGCCGCCGCGGGGGCAGCGGAGCCAGUGGUGGAAGCACGCACAACUGCGACGCAGAUAACGAGGGAGCUGCUGCGAAGCAAAGGCAUUGCAGGGCUCUAUAAGGGCCUGGGAGCCACACUACUGAGAGAUGUCCCAUUUUCCAUUGUUUACUUCCCACUGUUUGCAAACCUGAACAAGCUGGGCCAGAAGGACCCUGAUGUCAAGGCCCCAUUCUACGUGUCCUUCCUCUCCGGGUGUCUGGCUGGCAGUACGGCUGCUGUGGCUGUCAACCCGUGUGAUGUGAUCAAGACCCGGCUGCAGUCCUUGCAGAGAGGCGUAAAUGAGGACACGUACUCAGGAAUCCUGGACUGCACCAAGAAGAUCUGGCAGAAGGAAGGGGCCACUGCUUUCUUCAAAGGGGCAUACUGCCGAGCCCUGGUCAUUGCUCCGCUCUUCGGCAUUGCACAAGUCGUCUACUUCAUCGGCAUCGCGGAGUUCCUCCUGGACCUGCUCCCAAAGCACCGGGCCUAGCCUCGGUGUGCCCGUGUGUGUGUGCCCGCCCGCUGCCACACCAAGUCCAUCCCAGUGUCCGUCAUACAUGUCAAUUGGUGUCAGAGCAACAGCACAAAGGGUUUGCGUGGGAACGCUGAGGGGACGUGGUCUCCAGAUGAGCCAAGGUGGGGAGGGAGAGAGAGUCCCUUCUCCAUCCCAAACUGGAGCAGGCCCGCUCUCGCUUUUCUCAAGGACAAUACCUAGUUAUGCAUAUCUCUUUUUUUUUUUUUCCUUUUCUUCUUUUUUAAACUGUUAUUCAGAACACUGGUAAGCACAGGCUGGGCUUGCAGUCCCAGAGAUCUCCCAGCUUUGGUGGGGAAGAGGGAUGGGAAAGAAAGAACUGAGCCCUGCUCCGUCUCAGCCCUCUCACCUUCCCCAGGAUUAUCAGCUGUCCAAGAAAGACUCUGCCCUCCUCAGGGGUGGUACGCCCUGGGCCACAGAGCGCUCAUUGAGGGAGGCCUCACAUCACCCAGGGAGCAGGGGCGGAUGCUGGAUCUGGCCAAGUUCCUCAGCCUAGAAACCUUCACCUUUCCCUGCUCCCUCACUCGAAGAUGAGCUGGGCUUAGGUGAACUCCCUGGAGAUCAGAGGAUGGGAAAGGGGAUCAUUGCUGUUGUUCUUGUGAUUACUUUUGUUUUAAAGCAAAGGGACUUCCCUCCUAAUUGUCACAGGCAUGUCCAGGUAAGGUGCAGAGACGAGGUGUCUGCUCUGCAGGGCCCAUGUCUGUGGGAUUUCAUGAAUGUCCUAAGGUGCUUCACUGCUCAACUAUGGGCAGAGGAGGGAGAUGAACUUGGGAUCAACUUUUUAUUUUUUUCCUUUUUUUCCUUUUUUUUUUUUUUUUUUUUUUUUUUUAAUUAUAGGGAAUAUAGGAUAGGGCAAAACCAAACAAAUCAUUUACAUUCCUUCAGCCUUUCCAGCCCAGAGGCAGAAAGUGGUUGCUGCAGCAUGUGUAUGGUUAGUGGCAUCUUCUGGCGUGGCCCUCGAUGGCUCCCUCAUCUCCCUGCACUUGCUGCCUGGCUCAUGGGGGAGGGAAGAGGAGAGGAGAGCAGAUGGAGGAGCUAUCCCCAGGUCCUGAAGGCCAGGAGAUGCACAGGAAAUGCUCCGGUUUUGCUUUCGCUUCUCAUGGGCUGGGUGUAGUUUUGCUUUGAGGUUGGACUGGGCAUUUGGAGCUGGCCAGUAGCGACAAGGUUGGAGGAUUGCCAUGCUCCGAGCAAGGAGCUGCUUAUGAAUGUGCAAUCACAAGAGCGAGUCCUCUGGAUUGCCAAAAUUCAGUGUCCUGCUUGCUCUGGGAUGGUGACAGGUGGGUUGGGUGGCAGGGGGCAAAUAUACACUUACAGCCCCUUCUGUCAAAGAGAUGUUGGCCAGCUAAAAAAUCACUUGUUGAAGAAAUUCCACAUUAAGUACUCUCUUUGGGUGUAUUGUUAAUUCUAGUUUAAAUUAUCUGAAGCGUGAGAUCUACAAACCCGCUGUGGUCUUCUCCAUUAUUUAUUCCAUUCGGUGCAAUCCACCCAACUUCGGUGUUUCAAUUAAACUGGUCAAAUUCACUUUCAUUCCUUCUUCUCUUCACUUGCUUGGUGUUUGUUUUGGGUGUAUAUUUAAAUUAAUUUAAAAAGAAAUCAAUGUUUUUAAUGUUGAAAAAAAUCUGUUUCAACUUUUUUGUUGUUGUUGUUUCAAAACCUUUAUGUCAAGGACCUUCUUCCUAGAUGUGUCCCUUUUCUCUUAGGAAAAGUUGUUCUGUGGCUGGUUUGUAACUUGUCACUUUGCUUAUGUGAAUCACUUUCCUUUUUGUUUUAUUUUGUUUUUAACAACUUUGGUGUGUAUCUGGGAAGGAAUCUCUGCAGUGCCGCGCUCUGAUUCAGGUGGCUGUCUGUGACGUGUGUAGUGCUGUGACGCUGCUCUUGCUCUCGAUCUCCCUAGGUGGAUUAAAAGAAAGUGUUUUUUCUAA
Molecule: messenger RNA, 3108 nt
Organism: Rhea pennata
Lineage: Eukaryota; Metazoa; Chordata; Aves; Rheiformes; Rheidae
Gene: SLC25A22
Product: solute carrier family 25 member 22
Exons: 10
Coding region: 188-1144 (318 amino acids)
Biological process (GO): L-glutamate transmembrane transport; aspartate transmembrane transport; malate-aspartate shuttle
Molecular function (GO): L-glutamate transmembrane transporter activity; L-aspartate transmembrane transporter activity
Source: RefSeq, a predicted model, not a curated record